AGCAAAAAUCUUAUUUUCUUUUUUGUGAUUUGAUUGUUUCCUUUUUUCUUAUUGACAAAAAGCAACAUAAAAUACAAAUUUUUACUCAUAUCAUAGAAUUUACCGGUGAAACCGAAACCCCAAAAUCUAUCGACAUGGACCUAUCGUCAUUGCCCGACCAAAAGUGCUGCAUAUGCGACAAUUCCGUCGAGUCCGAGAAUAGCAAUAUCUUUGAAGUGGUCAGUGGUCACAGUCAAACUCCUGUUCAUUUAUUUAUGGAAAAAUUUCUGGGACACAGCCUGUCUAGUCGAACGGAAACAAAUUUUUCGAAUCAGUUGUGCCAGCAUUGCAUCGAUAAAUUCAACGAAUACGAUUUGGCUGUAGUAACGGCACAAAAAGUUUCUAACGAAAUGCUGGAACGUUACAAUGCAACGAUCACCAAAUAUGACGAAUUCAAAUUGGAAGUGGUAGAACAGGACAAUUGCGUGGAAUUCGACCAGUUGAGUGGUUAUGAUGACGGUGUCAUUGUGAUAAAGGGUGAAAAUGCGGAAGGCUAUGAUGAUUACACGUUCAUGGCAGAUAAUUUGGAUCGUAUGGAGAAGACAAAUGUAGCCAGAAAACGUACACGCAAGAAACUGAAAGUGGAACGUUUGCAAGAGGAUGAUGGUAGUGAACAUUGGGGCUCCGUUGAAGUUGUGGAAAAGAAGUGUCAGCGACUGUUCAAGUGCCAGGAAUGCAAAAUUGAAUUCGAAGACAAGUCACAGUACAGAGAACACAUACGGAGUCAUGACAUGGGCAGUAAAGAGAUGCACGUCUGCGACGUCUGUGGUCAGACAUACAAAUCAAAAACAGCGUUGGCCAUUCAUGUUGACCUGCACAAAGGCGUCAGUCCGCAUAAAUGCGAGGUUUGCGGCAAGAAAUUCACUCAGAAGGGUGCACUAGUCCGACAUAUGCCGAUCCAUACCGGGGAACGUCCCUAUCAGUGUGACAAAUGCGGCAAGCAAUUCAUUCAUUAUUCGUCGUUUCACAUGCACCAAUUGGCCCAUGACAAUAUCAGAGAGAAAAAGUGCUCGAUUUGUGGAUUGGAGCUGCGUUCGAAUUCUCAUCUCACCAGACAUUUACGAGUCCAUUCGGGCGAGAAACCGUAUUCGUGUCCCACCUGUGGUCAGAAAUUUGCGCAGAGAUACAACAUGACCACACACCUAAAAGCCCACCAAGGUAUUCACCGUACUACAAACAAAAUCCAUUCAUGUCCCGUAUGCCCAGUGACAUUCAACAAAUUGCCGAAAUUGGCCGAACACAUGUCCACCGCUCACAAUAUGAAAAUGGAAUUGCCGGCUGCUCGAUCGAAUCGGGUGCAAAUCAAGUCACAGACAUCGAAAAAUAACGCAUCACUCGAUGCGGACGCAAAUUUGGUUUCGUUGGUGUCGGAUGUGGAUUUGGUAUCGAACUAUGCGGGUAAUGUGGGCGACAAUUUCAUUGGCAUCAUGGAAAUCAAGAAUGAAUUUGCCGCCAACGUGCAAUAAACGGAAAUUUUUGAGUUGAGA
Bradysia coprophila is the source of this 1526-nucleotide messenger RNA. RefSeq lists its product as uncharacterized. NCBI's taxonomy places the organism in Eukaryota, Metazoa, Arthropoda, Insecta, Diptera, Sciaridae. The record is from RefSeq and is a predicted model, not a curated record. Gene Ontology annotation, cellular component: nucleus. Gene Ontology annotation, biological process: regulation of gene expression.